Pteropus alecto (black flying fox) is the source of this 3277-nucleotide messenger RNA. It is a transcript of the gene INPP5J, whose product is annotated as inositol polyphosphate-5-phosphatase J. Lineage: Eukaryota; Metazoa; Chordata; Mammalia; Chiroptera; Pteropodidae. The coding region runs from base 1 to 3015 and encodes 1004 amino acids. The transcript has 13 exons. Gene Ontology annotation, biological process: negative regulation of peptidyl-serine phosphorylation; phosphatidylinositol dephosphorylation. Gene Ontology annotation, molecular function: phosphatidylinositol-4,5-bisphosphate 5-phosphatase activity; phosphatidylinositol-3,4,5-trisphosphate 5-phosphatase activity. The record is from RefSeq and is a predicted model, not a curated record. Gene Ontology annotation, cellular component: cytoplasm; ruffle; plasma membrane.
AUGGAGAGCCACAGCAGCAGUACCAGCAAAAGGCCAGGGACCCGGGCUGGCCUGGGCCCCUUGCCUAUGCCCCAUGGAGUACCCUCUAAGGUGGACUCAAGUUUUCAGCUCCCAGCCAAGGAGAAUGCAGCCCCAGUACCCUUGGAAUCAAGGAUGGCUCCGGUACCUAUGGGGCCACGAGCCACUAUGCCACCUUCCUCAGAGGGGACAAGGCUGGCUCUGGAGUCUCCUCAAUCUAUCCUGGCUUCACUAUCUACCCCUGGAGGGCAGAAAACAGCUCCCGCCUGCUGCAGCUCCAGCCUGGCUCCAACGUCUGUGGGCCAGUUGGUGAUGUCUGCCUCUGCUGGGCCGAAGCUUCCUCCAACAACUUCAGGUUCAGUCCUGGCUCUGACAUCCCUGGGGCAGCUGGUGAUGCCAGCCUCAGCCAGGCCGAGACUGCCCCCAGCGACCCUGGGGCCCAGGCCAGCUCCAACAUCCAGGGACCAGAAGCAGGUGCCACCUGCCUCCGUGGGACCCAAGCCAGCACUGGGCACUUCAGGCCUGAACCUGGCCCUGGUGUCUGAGGAGAAGCCUCCACAGCCUCCCUCCAACUCUUCUCCAGUGCCCAGUCCAGUUCUGUCGCCCUCUCAGGAACAGAUCCUGGCUCCAGCAUCCAUGGCAUCAGCCCUGGCCUCUGUGGGACGAACACCAGCUAAAGAGAGGGAUGCCCCAGCCCCUAGACCUCUCCCCUCUUCUGACGGGUAUCUCCAGCCUCUGGUUCAGGCACCCAGUCCUGCAGGCACCCCAUCCUUGAUCCAAGCUCCCCCAGACCCCCGGAUCUCUCCCUCCUUCAGAGCCCGGCCUGAGGCCCCCAGAAGCAGCCCUGAGGAUCUUGUCCUGCCUCGGCCACCCCAGACCCUGCCCUUGGAUGUGGGCCAGGGCCCUCCGGAGCCUGGCACUCGUUCCCCAGGACUUCUGUCCCCCACCUUUAGGCCAGGGGUCCCCUCAGCCCAGGCCGUGCCCCCACCUCUGCCCAAGCCACCCCGGUCUCCCAGCCGCUCCCCCAGUCGCUCUCCCAACCACUCCCCUUGUGUCCCCCCAGCCCCUGAGAUAGCCCUCCCCAGGCCUGGCACCCAGGGUGCAGAGUCUGGUGGGCGCCUAAGCCCCAGCCUUCGGCCCCAAGAAAUCCCAGCCCCAGUCACCACCUCCCUUUCUACAUCCACCUCGUCAUCAUCAUCUUCUUGGUCAGCUCAGCCUACCUGCAAGAGCGACCCCGGCUUCUGGAUCACUGUGGUCACGUGGAACGUGGGCACCGCCAUGCCCCCUGAUGACGUCAUGUCCCUCCUCCACCUGGGCAGUGGCGGCGAUGACAGUGACAGGGCAGACAUGAUCGCCAUAGGGCUGCAGGAAGUAAACUCCAUGAUCAACAAGAGGCUCAAGGACGCGCUCUUCACAGACCAAUGGAGCGAGCUCUUCAUGGAUGCGCUGGCGCCCUUCAACUUCGUGCUGGUGAGUACUGUGCGGAUGCAGGGCGUCAUCCUGCUGCUGUUCGCCAAGUACUACCACCUGCCCUUCCUGAGGGACGUGCAAACCGACUGCACGCGCACUGGCCUGGGUGGCUAUUGGGGCAACAAGGGAGGAGUGAGCGUGCGGCUGGCGGCCUUCGGGCACAUGCUCUGCUUUCUGAACUGCCACCUGCCAGCGCACAUGGACAAGGCAGAGCAGCGCAAGGACAACUUCCAGACCAUCCUCAGCCUCCAGCAGUUCCAGGGACCCGGGGCACAAGGCAUCCUGGAUCAUGACCUCGUGUUCUGGUUCGGGGACCUAAACUUCCGCAUUGAGAGCUACGACCUGCACUUCGUCAAGUUUGCCAUUGACAACGACCAGCUCCAUCGGCUCUGGGAGAAGGACCAGCUCAACAUGGCCAAGAACACCUGGCCCAUCCUGAAGGGCUUCCAAGAGGGGCCCCUCAACUUUGCGCCCACCUUCAAGUUUGAUGUGGGUACUAACAAAUAUGAUACCAGUGCCAAGAAGCGGAAGCCAGCCUGGACAGACCGUAUCUUGUGGAAGGUCAAGGCUCCACGUGGGGGUCGCAGCCCCUCAGGACAGGAGAGCCACCGGCUCCAGGUGACCCAGCACAGCUACCGCAGCCACAUGGAAUACACAGUCAGUGACCACAAGCCUGUGGCUGCCCAGUUCAUCCUGCAAUUUGCCUUCAGGGACGACGUGCCGCUGGUGCGGCUGGAGGUGGCAGACGAGUGGGUGCGGCCAGAGCAGGCUGUGGUGAGAUACCGCAUGGAAACAGUGUUCACCCGUAGCUCCUGGGACUGGAUCGGCUUGUACCGGGUGGGUUUCCGCCACUGCAAAGACUACGUGGCUUAUGUCUGGGCCAAACACGAGGAUGUGGACAGGAAUAUCUACCAGGUGACGUUCAGUGAGGAGUCGCUACCCAAAGGCCAUGGAGACUUCAUCCUGGGCUAUUACAGCCACACCCAUAGCAUCCUCAUUGGAGUCACUGAGCCUUUCCAGAUCUCGCUGCCUACCUCAGAGGUGGCCAGUAGCAGCACAGACAGCUCAGGUGCCAGCUCAGAGGACGAGGAUGACAGCACUCUGGAGCUGCUCGCACCCAAGUCCCGCAGUCCCAGCCCUGGCAAGUCCAAGCGUCACCGCAGCCGCAGCCCAGGCCUAGCCCGCUUUCCUGGCCUUGCCCUGCGGCCCUCCUCCCGAGAACGCCGAGGCACCAGCCGCAGCCCCUCACCCCAGAGCCACCGCCUACCCCAUGUCGCCCCUUACAGGGGCAGUGAUAGCGGCAGCUGGGGCAGUAGUGAGGAGGGGCCCUCUGGGCUGCCUGACCCCUGGGCCUUCCCACCAUCUGUGCCUCGAAGCCUGGGCUUGCUGCCUGCCUUGCGCCUGGAGACCGUAGACCCCGGAGGUGGCAGCUCCUGGGGACCUGAUCAGGAAGCCCCAACCCCUGACAGCCUGUCUCCCAGCCCUCAGGGCCAGCAGAAGCUGGAAGAAGGGGGCCUGGAGCCCUGAAAGCGGGUGGGUAGGUGGGCCCAGGUGGCUCUCACUCUGUCUUAAUCUUCUGCAAGCCCACCUGCCUUCCUCCUGCUGCUGCUCCAGCUUUAUCUGCACCUGCCACCCUGCCUUGGCCAGGGGUGGGCAAUUGGGGUCCCCCAAACUCCGUCCUAGCACCUCAACUGUGACAAUCAGCAAAGGUCUUUCCAGACCCCUAUCUGGGAUAGGGGGAGGGGCAAUCCUGGAGGUCAUCGAUUAGGAAUUAAAUUCUUCAGCCUCA